Molecule: messenger RNA, 2742 nt
Organism: Salvia hispanica
Lineage: Eukaryota; Viridiplantae; Streptophyta; Magnoliopsida; Lamiales; Lamiaceae
Product: heptahelical transmembrane protein 2-like
Biological process (GO): response to hormone
Cellular component (GO): membrane
Molecular function (GO): signaling receptor activity
Source: RefSeq, a predicted model, not a curated record
AUAUCCUCGGUGAAGAUCUCACCGGGAAAGAGAGAGCUCGUGUUUCCUUUUUCCGGUGUAGAUCGAUUGAUCGUGACAGUAAUGACGAUUGCGUAGUGAGCUAGAAAUUGCGUGAUGACGAUUUUGCCGAAGCAAUUUUCAGCGGCUUGCGACUGUUACAAGAGGCGGAAGGUGGUCGCGAAUUGUGAUGCGGCAUUGAUCAAUUUCGAGGAGCUGCCCGAGUACAUGAAGGAUAACGAAUUCAUCCGGAAUUAUUACAGAUGCGAAUGGCAGUUGAAAGAUGUUGCUCUCAGCAUUUUCUCUCUGCACAAUGAAUCCCUCAACAUUUGGACGCAUUUAGUCGGAUUUAUGAUGUUCUCAAAGAUGAUGAUAAUGAGUUUGAACGAAAAAACGAGCCUCGGAAAUGUUAUGGCGGUCUUCUUCGGGAGCGGAAGUGAUGGAUGGUUGUCAAUGAUAACUGAUUCCUACAUAGGAAAGGUAGCUGGAUUAGGAAGCUUGCAUACACAAGAAGAGCAUGCUACUUCAGUUCCUAUAUGGCCAUGGCUGAUUUUCUUGAGUGGAGCAAUGAUCUGCUUGAUUUUCAGCUCAGUUUCCCACCUCUUCGGCUGCCAUUCCCGGCGCUUCCACUACUUCUUCUGGCGGCUCGACUACACGGGCAUCUCCAUCAUGAUAGUCUGCUCCUUCUUCACCCCAAUCUUCUACAUCUUCGCAGACCAACCAUACUGGCGCUUCUUCUACCUCUCCACGGUCACCUUACUUGGCGCUGCUGUAGUUGUGACCCUGCUCGCCCCCUCGCUAGCGACUGGCCGCACCAGGUCUUUCAGGGCUACCCUCUUCCUCUGCAUGGGGUUCUCGGGUGUGGUCCCAGCCACCCACGCUGUGAUCCUCCACUGGGAUCAGCCGCAGAUACGCGUGUCCCUCAUGUACGAGGUCGUCAUGUGGCUCAUGUACGGAGCUGGAGCCCUUAUCUACAUCACUCGGGUUCCUGAGAGAUGGAAGCCCGGUGCGUUUGAUAUUGUUGGCCAUAGUCAUCAGAUCUUCCAUGUUUUUGUCGUCGCUGCUGCGCUUGCUCACUGCGCUGCCAGCCUCAUGAUCAUGGACUGGCGGCGCAGCUUGCCGCCCUGAGAUUCUUGCUUCUUCUCUGGUUUAGUUUUUCUACAUGUUAGAUAUAGGCAAAUGAGAAUGAUGAGCCACUCAGUGUAACAUUAGUCAAUUAAUGGCUCUUCAAAAGUAAAUAGAUAUUCAGCAGAAAAAGUCGCCUGUUAUUUAAGCUUACUCACAUAUAAACGUAUCUGAAAAAUGAGCAGAAUAGGAAUCUAUGUCCAUUUAUUACAGAGGAUUUAGUGUCACGUCAAAACUUGACUAUCACAAAACGGCACAAGUUAGCGCGUAUUGAACCGAUCAGCAGGUACAAAGCAGUUCCUGUCGAUUCCAACUGCGUAGUGAAGUAUUUGAGCUGUCGGCAAAUUGCUGCAUCAGUUCUUGAAGAUCAAAAAUCUCUGUUGCUUUGCCUGACUUGAUGACUUUUCACCAAACGAGCUAGAACAAUUCUGGUUUCAUACAGAACUUUCACCAAGAGGAAAGAAACAUUCCCCGAUUAAGAGACUUGCCUACAAAAAUAUAUACUCAGUGAACUCAGUAGCAUCUGCUUCUCCAUAUUUGUAUUCACCCCAAGAUUUGAUUGUCUUUCUUUCUACAUCCACCAAUGUCAGUGCUCUUACCAGCUGGAGGAAUGGCAUUAGGAGAAUCUGCAUCUGCGUCAGUACACUCUCCUCCAUGUUGACAAUCAUUAUUCUUUACUGUCUGUUCAGAAUGAGUUUUUUCAUCAAUAUUUUCAGUUGUUUCCAAGGGGAUUAUAGUUGAGUCUGUCGAUGAUUCAGGUACAUUCCCCUCUGCCAUGGCAUGAUGACUCACUUCUUCAUCAACUUCAGUAUUCUCUUCUGCGGGAGACUCUGUUGGAUCUUCUGAAGGUACUGGGAGUCCAUCUUGAGUUUCAGGCAUACCAUUUGGUAAUGGUGGGAAGCCAUCAUGUAACAUUCCCACUCCAUUUGGUGAUAUAGGAUACUCAUGUGAGGUAAAAGGAAUGCCAUUUUGUGUGGCAAUAUAACCAUUGGGAGCAACUGGAUAGCCACUUGUAACCCAUGAUUGGCCAGGUACAAAUUCAUUCGCGUGUGGAUUCAUUAUUCUUGGAGCGUUGAAAUGAUUUGGGUCCCCGUUGUUUUCAGCAAUCUGGAAAGCAGGCCUAUUCCGCGGGACACGGCUGCCAGAUCUGUUAUAGCCACCUGAGAGGCGUGGACCAUAUGGAACUCUAGCAGUAGCAGAUUGAUGCGGCGACCUACGGGCAGGGUUAACUGUAAGCACUGGUGCUAUAUUCACUGGAGGUGGCAAUAUUCCACCAUGCUCUGUAUAGCCAGGCAGUGUUAUAGAUCCAAAAACUGGAACCAUCGACGGAGUGUAUGGAGGAGCUGCAGCAGAUAGUUUCUUGGAUGUUUCCUUUCCAAUCUCUGUAUCGACUUGCUUUUCAGCUUCAGUGGGCGACAAAGCGCCACUUCCAUUAGCUUGGUUCCCUUCCUCAUCCGUCAGCAAACCUACACUUUCACUUUCCUUACACGAACUAGCCUUGUUUUCUUCCUCCAUCUUUUCCUUCAAACCAGAGGCAUCAUUCUCCACCAACUGAGUGGUAGUGUCCGUAGGGUCUGAUGGAGAUCCAAGAUCGGGCACAAAUUGAGUUUCUGAUGCUUC